Molecule: messenger RNA, 1326 nt
Organism: Suhomyces tanzawaensis NRRL Y-17324
Lineage: Eukaryota; Fungi; Ascomycota; Pichiomycetes; Serinales; Debaryomycetaceae
Gene: SKN7
Product: kinase-regulated stress-responsive transcription factor
Exons: 2
Coding region: 1-1320 (439 amino acids)
Biological process (GO): regulation of DNA-templated transcription; phosphorelay signal transduction system
Molecular function (GO): phosphorelay response regulator activity; DNA-binding transcription factor activity; sequence-specific DNA binding
Source: RefSeq, a predicted model, not a curated record
AUGUCGGGUCUACCUUUCUCACUGGGGCUGACUGCCAGCUCCAACUUCAGCGGAUCCAACGAUUUCGUCAAGAAACUAUUCCAGAUGCUACAGGAAGACGGCUACAAGGAUGUCGUCCGAUGGACUCACAAUGGUGACAGCUUUGUGGUGCUAAACACCAACGAGUUCACCAAGGAGAUUUUGCCCCGCCAUUUCAAGCACAGCAACUUUGCCAGUUUCGUCAGGCAGUUGAACAAGUACGACUUCCACAAGGUCAAGGUGUCCACGGAGGAAAAACAAAACUAUCCGUAUGGAGAAGAUGCAUGGGAGUUCAAACAUCCCGACUUCAGAAUCAACGACCUCGACUCGUUGGAGAACAUCAAGCGUAAGGGCCCCAGCAACAAAAAGGGGCCCUCGGUGAAUGGUGCAGAGGCCAGUCUGGCACCCCUCAAUUCUGGCCAGAGUAUCAGCCAUAUCUCUGCAAACCAGCAGUACAUGAAAGAACAAAUAGAAUAUUUGCAGGCAGAUAACAAGGCGUUACAGAAAGAAAUCAGUGUUUUGCAAACCAAGUAUAAAACAAUCAUAGAAAGCAUAGUGGCAUUAAACACUGUUGAUGAAAGAUAUCACCGGUCCAUGAACAUCUUGAUAAACUGUCUUGUUCAAGCAGGAAUAAAAUUACCUCCAUUGGAUUUCCCCAAUCCAUCUUUGGUGAGUCUUCAAGUUCCUCAACAUAACUUACUGCCUAGUUUGUCUGGCCAAUUGCCUCAGGUUUUUACUACCAAUUUGGUCAAUCCAAAAUUCCACGUUUUAUUGGUGGAAGAUGACAAUGUUUGUAUCCAAUUGUGUCGAAAAUUCUUGGUCAAAUAUGGUUGUCAAGUCACUGUUGCUACAGAUGGACUUAAUGCUAUAUCUACGGUUGAGCACACCAAGUACGAUUUGGUAUUGAUGGAUAUCGUGAUGCCUAAUCUUGAUGGUGCAACUGCAACAAGCGUCAUCCGGUCGUUUGAUACGAAGACCCCGAUAAUCGCUAUGACAGGAAAUAUCGAAGAUAACGAUUUGGUCAACUACUUGCAAAACGGAAUGUCUGAUAUUUUGGCCAAACCAUUCACUAAGGAUGACUUAUACUCUAUCUUGGCUAAACAUUUAUUGACUGAUGAAAUGAAGGCAGCAAACAACAAUGGGUCUGCCGAACCAACAACCAAUAUCUCCGAUACCGCUAACAGCAAAGCUAACCCUUCACCAGGACUUAAUACCCUUCAACCUGGUCAGCAGGAUAUUAUUUUAACCCAGCCUAUAAAACAGGACCCGGAAGUCGUUGCCAAAAAACAACGACUACUGUAAAUGGCA